This is a messenger RNA of Coprinopsis cinerea okayama7#130, 899 nucleotides long. RefSeq lists its product as hypothetical. Gene Ontology annotation, molecular function: translation initiation factor activity. The transcript is spliced from 5 exons. Gene Ontology annotation, cellular component: eukaryotic translation initiation factor 3 complex; cytoplasm. Lineage: Eukaryota; Fungi; Basidiomycota; Agaricomycetes; Agaricales; Psathyrellaceae. The record is from RefSeq and is a predicted model, not a curated record. The coding region runs from base 102 to 866 and encodes 254 amino acids.
CUUUACGACUCUUCUUGUCUUCUUGUUCUCGUUUUUCUUUAUAUCACUACCAAGUCGUCUACCGCAAUUUAGGUAUUUCGGCCAAAUAUUAAUCAUAUACCAUGGCUGACUGGGAUGCUUCUUCUGACGAGGAGGUCAAGGCCAAGUCUGUGCCCGCUCCUAAACCGAUUGUUCCUGUGCGAGUGGCGAAGAAGUGGGAGGGUGAAGACGAGGAUGAUAAGCCUGCUAGCGACUGGGAGGAUUCAUCAUCGGAAGAGGAGGAAGUGAAACCUGCUGUUGUUGCGCCGCCAAAGAAGAAGGGUACUUUGAAGGCCAAACUCGCGGAGAAGGAGGCCAUGAAAGCACAGAAAGCUGCGAACGGCGAGUUCGACUACGAUUCUGAUGAUGUGCUUGAUCCAAGAGAGAAGGCUCGACGUGAUAAAGAGAAGGAAUUGAAAGCUGAUCUUAACAAUGCUGCUGAUUUGCUGGGUGCUGCUGCUCUCGGAGGCACCUCAUCAUCCGAGCUCGAUUCUAUCAUCUCUGCUCAGCCUCGAACAAAGGAGGAUUUCCAGAAACUCUCAACGCAGAUCUACGAAUAUAUCAUCAAGCGACACUCAACGAAGCCUUUAUAUGCCUCAUUCGUCGAGCAUCUCGCACGAGAGAUGGCGCAACCCUUGAAGGAUGUCGAAGUGCGAAAGGUGGCGAGCGGUUUGACCACUUUGGCCAAUGAGAAGCAGAAGGAGCAGAGGGACAGGGCGAGCGGAAAGAAGAAGAAAGCUUCUGCAAAGCCUGCGUUGGGCGGUGCCAAGUCUGCCAAGUCAGUGGAUACCACGGUAUACGACGAGGCACUCGACGAUUUCGGCAACGAUCCCAACGACUUCAUGUAAAACCAUCUUCGUGCAUGUCGAUUAGGUUCUUGC